Messenger RNA from Acanthopagrus latus (yellowfin seabream), 3917 nucleotides. RefSeq names its product RNA-binding protein 39-like. Gene Ontology annotation, molecular function: RNA binding. Gene Ontology annotation, cellular component: nucleus. Lineage: Eukaryota; Metazoa; Chordata; Actinopteri; Spariformes; Sparidae. The coding region runs from base 2442 to 3554 and encodes 370 amino acids. Gene Ontology annotation, biological process: mRNA processing. The record is from RefSeq and is a predicted model, not a curated record. The transcript has 14 exons.
AUAAACACCAACUCUGAGGUUUGAUUUUGAAUAUUAAGAGAGAGCUUAGGGAGUCAGCUAUGCCAAUAACGCACACCUGACAGGUGGGAGAGGUGUGUUUGACAUGUUUCAGUCCGCUGAGUUGUCGGGUAUUAAACUGAUUUCUUUCCCUCCAGGCAGCUUCCACCAGUCAUUUGAUGACCACGGAUGUGUGUGUGUGUGUGUGUUUUCACAGUUCAAUUUGUAUACAUAGUUGAUGUAGUAAUUAGUUGACCAUUCGUUUUUUGUAUGAAGUGUUUAGAAUAUUUGCUUUACUCUUGCUUUCACAAGAAUGCGCGCGUCAAAAUGUUAUCGACAGCGACCUGACAUUAGCAACUAUUUUUAACAACAUACAAAGCAAAUUGGGAGUUGGAAAUCACAGAGCUCUGAGAUAACUGGAGGUGUCACGAUCCGAUCUGAUCUGGUUUUAAUGAGGGUAGGCAGUUUCGGCUCCAGUGGUUUUGCCGAACAAGCUGAAGGAGUGAACUUUUGAAGAACCGCAGCCUGAUGUCACAUUGCAGUGGCCGAUCACAUUAGCAGGCGAUCAGCCUGAGGCCACAGUACAGUGCAACGUCAUGUGUCGUCUGUAUUCACUAAGUUUGGGUCAGAACCAGGACGUGUUAUUUAGCAUGAACAAAUACUACAGAGGGAAAACAACAGACAUUUGAUAUCCAUUGAUAUAGACUAACAAUCUCUAGUUGGUCCAGCAUGCUAGGAGCACAACAACAUAGUAACUUUGUCAGCAAACUGAUCAGCAGGGGUUCCCUACACGUCACACACACACACACACACACCAUGGAUUGACACUCCCACACCACUGCAUCACCGUAUGCUUGCUAUGCUCCUGUAACGUAUGCGCCCACAGUCCAACACGACAUAUAUGGCAGGACAUCGCCACAGGCACCGUAAAGAAGUAGACUUAACUGAGGGGGCCGUCUGCACCAAAUAUCAAGCUUUUGUUAUUAUUGUUUUUAUGGAGACACCUGCGUAUAUAUUUAUACACAUAUACAAACAUGCAUAUGUAUGUUUAUGUGUUUGAGUGUGUGUGAAGUGAAGCUGUAGGGAGAGAAAUGAGUGUCAUACCGAUCUGCAACAUGUCAAACAGACAGGUGAGGUCUCUGAACCAGGUGAGUUCUUAGUGAGGAGGCAGUGACCUUAGUUCUGAUGUUGGGCUGAGAUGAGUGACUAAGACUCCUGUCUGCUUCAGGGCCCUUCAGAGGAGUCCCAGCACAGCAUCCACCCGGCUGAAGAAGAGCUGGACUGUGGAGUGUCUGUCUGAUGCCGGAGCUCCACCCACACUGACCCCACCCCGCACUGCACACUGAGACUGACUGAUCCAGACUGACCUCUGCCCCCCCUCCCCACAGAAGACUGUGUUUGAAUGUGACUCAUUAAAUUGUGUUUAUAUUCUCUCUUGCCUCCACCCCUCUCCCCACCCCACCCUCCUGAAUGUUGCGUCUGCCUCCUCAUGCUGUUCUCUGUCGACCUUAGGAGGACACCAAGAACCUGAGCCCGGAUGGACAGGAGGAACGCUCCAAGAGCUCAGAAUACCUGGAAGUCUCGGAGUCCUUGGGUGGCAUCCUGGAAGAGGUUCUGUCUGAGGACUUUCUAAUUCUUCUGGGGGACUUCAACACUAACAUGGACCACCAUGGAGACACCUGGAGGGGGGUGAUUGGGAGGAACAGGAUGCCUGAUCUGAACCUGAGAGAUGCUCUGUUAUUGAAUGACUGUGCUUGGUGGAUUGGUAAUAACCAGCAUCACGAUGGAACAUAGGUGAUGCAUAAGUGCACAUGUACCUGAUCACCUGAGGCCAGGGUCAAUGAUUGACUGUGUGGUCGUAUCAUCAGGCCUGCAGCUGAUUGUCCAGGUGGUGAGUUGGAUCAGAUGGUGGGGAAAGCAGCAGGUUAGACCUGGUUAACCCAAACGAGUGAGCUGGAAACAUCUGACAAAGAAGCCUGUCCGCCAGCUCCUAAGUCCCUCCUCUAGAAGAGGUUCUUGCUCAUCCUGGAGGAGGCGGUGGACAUGAAUCUGAGUGGACUAUGUACCAAGAACCAGCUGGUGGACCUCAGUGAGGGAGGCUGUCAAACUGGAGAGGGAGGCCUUUUGGUUGGUAGAGUCCUGGGGUCUUCAGAGCAGCGGACUGGAAGAGGCGCAGCCGCAGUCGUGACAGAAAGCGCAGCCGGAGUCGAGACAGGAAGAGGAGCCGGAGUCGAGAGCGCAAACACAGCCGCAGCAGAGACAAACGAAGAAGUCGCAGCAGAGAGCGACGCAGCAGCAGAGAGAGGGGGGGGCGCUACAGGGACCACCACAAGCACCGUCGGCGGUCCAAGAGUAAGAGUCCAGUCAGGAAAGAGAAGAGUCCAAUCAGACUGCCGAUAGACAACCUGACUCCGGAGGAGCGUGACGCUCGCACCGUGUUCUGUAUGCAGUUGGCGGCCAGGAUUCGACCUCGAGACCUUGAGGAGUUCUUCUCUGCUGUGGGGAAGGUCCGCGAUGUGAGGAUGAUCUCUGACAGGAACUCACGCAGAUCGAAGGGCAUCGCCUACAUCGAGUUUGUGGAGGCUAAUUCAGUUCCUCUGGCCAUUGGACUGACGGGACAAAGGCUGCUAGGAGUUCCUAUCAUCGUACAGGCUUCACAGGCUGAGAAGAACCGAGCAGCAGCAGCAGCCAACAACCUGCAGAAGGGCUCAUCAGGACCAAUGAGACUCUACGUGGGCUCCCUGCACUUCAACAUCACUGAGGAGAUGCUGAGAGGAAUCUUUGAGCCGUUCGGACGGAUUGAGACCAUCCAGCUGAUGAUGGACAGCGAGACUGGACGUUCUAAAGGCUACGGCUUCAUCACUUUUGCUGAUACAGAAUGUGCAAAGAAAGCUCUGGAGCAGCUGAAUGGCUUCGAGUUGGCGGGUCGACCCAUGAAGGUUGGUCAUGUGACUGAGAGGACCGACGCCUUCACAGCUUCAUCUUUCCUCGACAGUGACGAGCUUGAACGGACCGGCAUCGACCUCGGAACCACAGGACGACUGCAGCUGAUGGCCCGACUGGCUGAAGGUACAGGUCUACAGAUUCCUCCUGCAACUCAGCAGGCUCUGCAGAUGAGUGGAGCGAUCGCUAUAGGAGCCAUGGCUGCUGUGUCAGCGGCCAUGAAUCCAGCUCUCAACAUGAACAUGAACUCUGCAGCUCUGACUCUUCCGUCUCAGCCACUCGCCACACACUGCUUCCAGCUAGCCAACAUGUUCAACCCCAACAGUGAGGAGCCUCCUGGUUGGGAGGUGGACAUCCAGCAUGACGUCAUAGAGGAGUGUAACAAACAUGGAGGAGUCGUUCACAUCUACGUGGACAAGAACUCUGCUGAGGGAAACGUCUACGUGAAGUGUCCGUCAAUCCCCGCUGCCAUGGCUGCCGUCAACUCUCUACAUGGAAGAUACUUUGCUGGUAAGAUGAUCACAGCAGCAUAUGUCCCUCUGCCCACCUACCACAACCUAUUCCCAGAAUCCGCAAUCGCCACACAGCUGCUGGCCCCACCCCCACGACGAUGACUCACAGUGCAGCACUGCCCUCUGAUUGGACACUGGAGUAUAGAGCCUCCUCUUUUAUAUGUCCCUCUCCUAUUGGUCGACACAGACAAGUCAGUUUCUUUUUUUCUAGGUCAUGAAACUGUGAUGUGGGACACUGUUUAUUUUGUUUCCUGUUUAAUUCUGGUUUUGUCUCAUUAAUUCCAUGAGCGUUUGUGGGUGUGGCCUCUGCCCAGCCCCACCCAUUUUGAGUAUCGUCCAAUGUUUGAGCUCUGUGAGCUGUGAGGGGGAGAGGGUGUCAGCUGAUUAGUUGGUUUGGUAUUUAACUGUUUUCUAAUCAAGAAUUUGAUUUUGUAAAAUCCUUGAUUAAAUUUUAUUUUGAAGUCA